AUGAUUCAUGAUAAGGUAAAGAAAGCACAAGAUCGUCAAAAGACUUAUGAAGAUAAUAGAAGGAGACCAUUAGAAUUUGAGGAAGGUGGUCAUGUAUUUUUGAAGGUUACUCUAAGAUUGAGAUUGAAAGGACCGUGUAAGUCACAUGAGUUAAGUCCAAGAUACGUAGGACCAUAUCAGAUUAUAGACAUGAUUGGUGAAGUAGCUUACAUAUUAGCCUUGCCACCUUCUCUAUAUAAGAUGCAUGAUGUCUUUCACGUAUCUCUACUCCGAAAGUUCAUUGCUGAUUCUCUCCAACAUAUUCUCCCAGACUCAGCGGAAGUCGAACUAGACCUAACCUUUACACCUCAACCAAGUCGUAUUGUGGGAAGAGAAACUAAGGUGUUGAGAACAAGGAGAUUCUUCUUAUUAAAGUUUAGUGGGAAGAAUCAGAUCCGGGCGAUACUACUUGGAAGCUUGAGUCUGAUAUGCGAGAAGCUUACCCUCAUCUUUUUCGGUAACCUUUAA
Lathyrus oleraceus (garden pea) is the source of this 507-nucleotide messenger RNA. RefSeq lists its product as uncharacterized. The record is from RefSeq and is a predicted model, not a curated record. Bases 1 to 507 code for a protein of 168 amino acids. The transcript has a single exon. NCBI's taxonomy places the organism in Eukaryota, Viridiplantae, Streptophyta, Magnoliopsida, Fabales, Fabaceae.